UCGCGGUCCAACUUGCAAGCCCCAGUAAUUCCCAGCAUGUUGAAUCGAGGGCGUCAAAAGUCGGCGGGGGCGCCUCCUCCCGGCGGCCCCGCGCCCUGCUGUCAUCCUGAUUGCUACGUUCAAUCUGGCGCCAAACCCGACACCGGCGAGCGUGUAAAGAUCACGUGCACGAAUCCUGCGUGCACGUUUCUCGGGGCGGGGAUGCACGCGGCCUGCUUCGACAAGUGCGAGCAGGCGCUCGUCGGCUCGAUGCGCCACAGCGUGCACCUCUGGCUCACCAGACAGGUUAAGGACAUGAGCGACGACGAAAUCUGCAGUACACUGUGGACGUCCAACUACGACCGCCUUUGUCGUACACAGUGCAAGUGCCAGUGCGGCGCGGGGUUCUUCAAGUGCGUGACACAGAAAAGCGAGAGCUCCGCCGGCGUCGGUCAUAAGACCCGCGCCGCGCCCACCGAGGUCGUCCGCUUCCACACGGAGGUUGCGGCGGCGGCAGAGGCGGGCGGCGGCGGCGGCGCGGGCGGCGGCGGGGAGCGGGCGGCGGCGGUGGAGAGCGCGGACGAUCGGCGGCGGAACCGCGCGCUCGCGGCGCUGCAGGAGCAGGAGGCCGAGGAGGAGGACGCGCGCAAGGAGGCCCGGCGUCUCAAGGCGGAAACAAAAGAGCCCGGCAAAAGGGGAAAAGCCCUAACAGGGGCAAAGCUCGCCGCGGACCGAAAGGCUAAGGCGGACGCCCUCCGCGAGCGGCUCGCCCUCAAGCAGGCCGAAAAGGUGGCGGCGAGUGCGCUCAAGCACACGCCGCCUGCGCUGGAGGUGCAGCGGCUCUGGCGCGG
Molecule: messenger RNA, 830 nt
Organism: Emiliania huxleyi CCMP1516
Lineage: Eukaryota; Haptophyta; Isochrysidales; Noelaerhabdaceae
Exons: 2
Source: RefSeq, a predicted model, not a curated record